Messenger RNA from Pecten maximus, 1212 nucleotides. RefSeq names its product betaine--homocysteine S-methyltransferase 1-like. Gene Ontology annotation, molecular function: methyltransferase activity; zinc ion binding. The transcript has 7 exons. NCBI's taxonomy places the organism in Eukaryota, Metazoa, Mollusca, Bivalvia, Pectinida, Pectinidae. Bases 89 to 1132 code for a protein of 347 amino acids. The record is from RefSeq and is a predicted model, not a curated record.
CUAGCGUUAUACGUAUGUCUGCAGUGAAGCUGUGUAUGUUUGUGUAUAUCAGUCGAGUAGUACUGGCGGGCCUAUCUGUGCUGACACAAUGCCAUCAAAAGGUUUACUAGAACGCCUUAACAACAGUGAACAUGUUCUUGUCGCGGAAGGAUACAUGCUGGAAACCGAACGAAGAGGUUACCUAAAGUUCGGCUCAUUUGCACCCGAAGUGGUUUUAGAUAAUCCAGACAUGGUUCGAAGCAUGCAUCGGGAGUUUGUUCACGCCGGUUCUGAUGUAGUGGAAGCUUUCACGUAUUACGGACACAGGGAGAGACUAAAGCUGAUUGGACGAGAGGACAACCUCGAGAAACUCAAUAGAACGGCUCUCAAGAUAGCACGAGAGGUGGCAGACGAGACCGGAACACUUAUGGCUGGUGGACUUUGCAGUACUACUAUUUACGAGGAAAAUAAACCGGAUAUAGAUGAACAAAUAAGGGCCAUGUUUAAGGAGCAGGUGGAGUGGGCGGUAGAGGAGGGGGCGGACUUCAUCAUAGCGGAGACAAUAAACGACUAUGGAGAAGCUAAACUAGCACUAGAGGCAAUACAACAGUAUGGAAAAGGUCUGCCAGCAGUAAUAACUAUUGUGUGUUAUAAUCCCGACAUAACGCUGGAUGACGUUCCAAUAGCAGAGGCAUGCCGUAAACUGGAGGAGGCCGGGGCAGCUGUGGUAGGCCUCAACUGUGGGCGUGGCCCCAGGACCAUGUUACCACUUAUCAGGGAAAUUCGGAAGGUUUGCAAGGGCCCCAUAGCCGCACUGCCUGUGACUUUUAGGACUACAGAGGAAGAUCGCACGUGGACAUCGCUAAAAGAUCCGGAAACAGGUAAACACGCAUGGCCUUCGAAUUUGUCGUGCGUGGCGUGUAAUCGGGACGACAUCAGACAAUUUGCAGAGGAAGCGAAAGCGAUUGGUGUAAAUUACGUCGGGCUUUGCUGCGGGAAUGCUCCAUUCUUCUUCCGUGAGUUAGCGGAAGUGUAUGGGCGAAAACCGGGAGCCUGCAAAUAUUCAUCAGAUCUUUCAUUAAGUGUUCUUGCUGGGGAUAGUAAAGACAGUUAUUCAAAGAUAAGGGUGUAUGCUGGAACUGGAAUUAAGUGAGAAUAUAUGUUAUUAUAAAAGCCAAGAGUUUGCCCAUUUAUAAAUAAACUGAUUUUCAAACAAAACUAUGUGUCCAUUUC